Messenger RNA from Rhea pennata, 6523 nucleotides. RefSeq names its product oxysterol binding protein like 8 (gene OSBPL8). Gene Ontology annotation, molecular function: cholesterol binding. Gene Ontology annotation, cellular component: intracellular membrane-bounded organelle; cytosol; membrane. Lineage: Eukaryota; Metazoa; Chordata; Aves; Rheiformes; Rheidae. The record is from RefSeq and is a predicted model, not a curated record. Bases 147 to 2822 code for a protein of 891 amino acids. The transcript is spliced from 24 exons.
GCGGGGCCGCGCGCUACGGGCGGAGCGCGGCGGCGGCGAGGGGAGCGCUCGUGGCCGGCAGCGGCCUCCGACGGCGCCGAGCAUAUGUUGAGUAGCAGGAUGGAAGAACUCUAAUUGAAGAAGAGACGGAGACAAGCUCUUUCAGCAUGGAGACUGUUUUGGUUGAUGGGGAACUUGAUAGAAAUUCACAUCAUGGUGAUAUCAGAGACUCUCAUGGACCAUCAACAGUGGUAACAAACAGUGAUGAGUCACACCUCUUAACCCCAGGAAAGAUGAGCCAGCGCCAGGGGAAAGAAGUCUAUUUUACUCCAACCAAAGAGCAAAUCCAGCCAUCUCUCAGCCCUGGAACAGUUCACAGCCAUGGUUUUGACAAAGGGAAGGACGAUGUGUCACAAAGUAAAGAGGACCCAGCACAUUCUAUAUCAAAAAGCAAGUCUGAAUCCAAACUUUUCAAUGGCUCAGAGAAGGACAUCUCUUUAUCUUCAAGCAAGCUUACAAAAAAGGAAUCUCUCAAGGUUCAAAAGAAAAAUUACAGAGAGGAGAAGAAGAGAGCUACGAAAGAAUUACUUAGCACUAUCACAGACCCAUCAGUUAUUGUUAUGGCUGACUGGUUGAAGAUUCGUGGUACCUUAAAAAGCUGGACCAAGCUGUGGUGUGUACUAAAACCAGGAGUCUUGCUUAUUUACAAAACUCCCAAAAAUGGCCAGUGGGUAGGAACAGUGCUCCUGAACGCUUGUGAACUGAUUGAGAGACCUUCUAAAAAAGAUGGCUUUUGUUUCAAACUCUUUCAUCCUUUGGAACAGUCCAUAUGGGCUGUAAAGGGUCCAAAAGGUGAAGCAGUUGGUUCUAUAACCCAGCCGUUACCCAGCAGUUAUUUGAUCAUCCGAGCUGCUUCAGAAUCAGAUGGCAGGUGUUGGAUGGAUGCUUUGGAAUUGGCUUUGAAAUGUUCAAGUCUGCUUAAACGUACAAUGAUUAGGGAAGGUAAAGAACAUGAUUUGAACUCUUCAGCAGACAGCACACAUGUCUCUCUCUAUGGUCUGCUUCGUGCUAACAACUUACACAGUGGAGAAAACUUCCCGUUAAAUGACAGUGAAAUUGAAAGGCAUCAGUUUAAAGAUCCAGACCUGUACUCUGACAAAUCUGAUAAGGAAAAUGAUCAUGAUCAUGAUGAAUCUGAUAAUGAUGGAUUGGGGAAAAGUGAAGAAAGCGACAGUGACACAUCAGAGCGACAGGAUGAUUCCUACGUUGAUCCUGAACCAAUUGAUAUUAAGGAAACUACUUAUUUAGAACAGGGUCAUGAAGAACUUGGGGAGGCUGGGGAGGCUGCUCAGACAGAAGUAGUAUCAGAAGAAAACAAAAGUCUGAUCUGGACACUGCUGAAGCAAGUCCGUCCAGGAAUGGACUUGUCCAAGGUUGUGUUGCCUACGUUUAUCUUGGAACCUCGUUCCUUCCUGGACAAGCUAUCCGAUUAUUACUACCAUGCAGACUUUUUGUCUGAAGCUGCUCUUGAAGAGAAUGCUUACAACCGUAUGAAGAAAGUAGUGAAGUGGUAUUUGUCAGGAUUCUACAAAAAGCCAAAGGGACUUAAAAAACCCUACAAUCCUAUACUUGGUGAGACUUUCCGCUGCAUGUGGAUUCAUCCAAGGACGAAUAGCAAGACGUUUUACAUUGCAGAACAGGUAUCUCACCAUCCUCCAAUAUCUGCCUUCUACGUUAGCAACCGCAAGGAUGGAUUUUGCCUUAGUGGUAGCAUUCUGGCCAAGUCCAAAUUCUAUGGGAAUUCGCUAUCUGCCAUACUAGAUGGAGAAGGACGACUAACAUUCCUAAAUAGGGGAGAAGAUUACGUAAUGACUAUGCCAUAUGCUCAUUGUAAAGGAAUUCUUUAUGGCACAAUGACUUUAGAGCUUGGGGGAACUGUUAACAUCACUUGUGAAAAAACUGGCUACAGUGCAACCAUUGAAUUCAAGCUCAAGCCAUUUUUGGGUAACAAUGACAGUGUUAAUCAAAUAUCAGGGAAGAUUAAGCUUGGCAAAGAAGUUCUGGCUAUUUUGGAGGGUCACUGGGACAGUGAAGUUACCAUUAGUGACAAAAAGACAGAUGUUUCAGAGACCUUCUGGAACCCAACAUCUGAUAUCAAGCAGCGUAGAUUACUUAGAUACACAGUGAAGUUUGAAGAGCAAGGUGACUUUGAGUCAGAGAAGCUUUGGCAACAAGUGACUCGAGCAAUAAAUAACAAAGACCAAACAGAAGCUACUCAAGAGAAAUAUGUUCUGGAAGAAGCUCAGAGAAAGGAUGCCAAAGAGAGGAAACUUAAAGGUGAAGAGUGGAUGUGCAAACUGUUUGAUCAGGAUUCAGUCACAGGAGAAUGGCACUACAAAUAUGCAGAUACCAGGCCUUGGGACCCUUUGAAUGAUAUGAUCCAAUUUGAAAAAGAUGGUGCCAUCCAAACAAAAGUUCGACAUCGGACACCAAUGGUUAGUGUUCCAAAAAUCAAACGAAAACCAACUGGUCAGCAGAAGAAAGGCGAGUGUGGUUUCUCGUCCCCUGAGCCUGAUAAUCAGGAUUCCUCUGGAAGUGAAGCCCAACUUCUGAAGCAUAAUACAAGAAUAAGGAAAAAAGGGGCAGACCUUGGUGAACUGCAAAGUGCUAUUGAGUCUAUAAAGGAAACACAAGAAGAUAUUAAAAGGGACAUUAUGGCUCUACGAAAUCGAGUCACUUCUAAUCCACCACCUGUGGACAGCCAUUUUUUCCAGCUUAAGCACUGUGUCUUCGUUUUACUCGUGGUUCUACUACAGCUUGUCAUUAAUAUCUUGUUCAACUAGGAAGUGUGAACAAGGGCCUUUCUGAACUGGGAUGAUCGAACUCUUACUGGGGACCAUAUUUUAAGUUGGACUUCAAAUGAUGCAAUAUUUGAGAGCCCUGUAGCAACAACUUACAGAACUUCACGUCUGAGUGCAUGGUUCAGAGUCAUACUCCCAUCUCCCCAGUUAAAGUAAGAAUUGUGCAAGUGCCAGUACACUCUUGUUCGUGGUGUGUGCCUCUUUCUCUGUCUCACAGACAUGCAGCAUCAGCCUUGUGUUUUAUUGUAUGUCAUGCACUAUACUGAUAAAUCUUCAUUAUGGAAUAGCUCGAUUUCAGAAUUCAGAGGUCAGGCCCUGUUAGUAGGGCAUGUUUCCUAUUUUGGUAGAAUAAUCAACAAGGAGAAUUUGUUACAUUUAAACUUACUGGCUUUGGAACAAAGUAACAUUUGAAGUAGCACCCUUACUGACUUUAUUUGUAACGGGUGUUGAGGUAAGGUUGGGUGGUUGGAGGUAAACUGUUUAAGGUCAAAUACAUUAUUUUACAAAGCUCAUGAGUGUUAGAAACUGGCAAGUAAAGAGCUGAAGUCUUUGAGACCUUUGCAAUUUAAUGUCCGUGAUUUGUUUGUGGAAGUAUGACAGUUUUUAUUCUGAAUUAUGAUAAGGGCUUAUAAGCAGGUGAUUUUAUUUUUAUAACUUUUGAAACGUAAGUUUCUUCAUAAAAGCAUUCCUCCAUCUAGUAUACAGAACAUGUUUUUAACAAUGCAGCAGCCAAGAAGGUACUUGGUCUUGGCCCAUGCAUGCAUUUGAGAUGCAAAUGUCAAGGAUUUACAGUAUGUUUGUAAGUUUUGAUAAACUGGCAGCUUUGAAUUUACUUUUUUGUAUGGCCACCACACAGUCAGAAGACAGACUGCUGAUUUCAGGGACUCUUUCCUAUUUCUGAAACAAAAUGUUAACACACAAAGUUAGGUUUAGUAUGUAGCUUGAAUUGAAUCUCGCGAAGGAGAGACUAUGCAGAACAGAAUUCAGCCAAACAGUCAACAGUUCACCUGCAGAUGAAAAUAUGCAUUUCCAAGGGUAAAGGCUUCACGAAUUUUAGGAUGGCUAACAAAACACAUACAUACCAAAACAAAUGAGAACGAAACCUUCAGUCUCUUUUAAAUUCCUCUUUAUUGCAAUAUAUACCAUGUAACUUACUACCCUGAUGCACCUAUUCAUUUUUCUACAGAUUAGUUAUAAAGCUUAAAUUUCAAUUUAAAACUGAGCAUUUCUUUUAUUUGAAGAAAUACAUGCAUAUAUACAACUUGCAAAACUUCAGCAAAAUAAUGUAGUGCUAAUAGUGCUAAUAGCAAUAGCACUAUAUUGCUAGCAAAUGCUAGCUUGGUGAGUACCUUAUACCAGUUAUGCCUUUCCACAUUUGUAUUGAAGUAAAAAGGGGCUGGAGUAAAGUAAAGGUACCUUCAGUAGCCCAGAUGAGGCAAUUGGAUGAUGAGAGGCAUGACAUAAAGGGGAGCCAAGUUUGUUUUCAGAGGAUCCUCUCAGAAUUCAAAUGUAUGAUGAAAAAUGAAACAGUUCAGGUGUCACAUUUGGCUUUUUGCUGUGUGUUGGUUCUUCCUCUGUGACACUUGAGCUUACACUUGGGCAGCCUCUCUAUCUUUUAAACUAAGCUAACAUGGGAAGACUGCAAAGUUGGCUUGAGAGUAGCCACUGUCACCCUUUUAAGUCUAGUUCUGCAUCAGUCUGUCCUUGUAUUUAGUGAAAAUUCUAUUUACUUACUGUCAGCUCAGCUCAUAUGUUCCUGUGGCUGACAUCUUCAUUGCACCUCCACUUCCAUUUUUUCUUUGGGCCUCAGCUACAUAGGAGUUUAUUGCUGAAGUAGUCAACCGUAGCUUAUUUUACUUCUUACAGCUUCGUAUUAAUAUAAUUUGGUGGUCUUUCAUUUUCUGGAACAUGGUAGCUUAACCAAACAGAGUGGUCAUGUGUAGGUGGGCAUGACCAAACUUGAUUGGUCUUCUAUCAUGUCUAUAGCUGAUGAGGCAAAAUUUGUGAAUGUAGAAGGGCCCUUAUUGUAUUAAAAAAAAAAAACAAAAAAAAAACACCUAAGUUAAGUCCCUAACAGCAGAACCUGAAGUUAUUAGCAGUAUAAAAGAUGACAUAAUGAAAAGGAGAUCAGGGUAUUUAAUAUUAAAUUCAAAGCUCUCAUCACUGAAUUAGAUCAUUUGUUAUGUCAUUCAACUGUCAAAGUUUUACCUGUUUACCUGUUUUAGGAUCUGUUACAAGUCCUUAAGUGCACCUUGUACAUGGGAGGGAUACAUGAGGAAAUGAGAGAGGUAAAGAUAAAGAAUUAGGGCAAUAGCUUUAAAUCCCCUGAAAAAGUACUCUGCUAUAUUUUUAGUGCUGAAGCUCAUGACUGAUAGUUUAAAAAAAUUUUUAAAUAUCUCCCUUGUAAAUAGAAAUGUCCUUCUGUCCUUCCAUGUUGGUUUUAAUCACUUCUGUUCAAGAUCAGUUAAUAACCCAGUCUACAUAUAAUUUUUAGAUAAACUUUAAAAAUAAAGAGAGAAAGGAAAAGACCAUGUAGUUUAUAUAUGUCCUACACAGUGAAACUUUUUGAAGUAAAAGCUGCAGACUUCUGCUUGACUGAAUGAUUAGUGAAAUACUAAAAACCACAUCUAAAGGCAGGUAAUUGCUAUUUUGCUGAGUUUUGUAUAAUGUUCCCUCAUGUGACUAGAACAGGAAUUUCUUGCCUGAUUUUUACAGCACAGCUGGUUGCACGUCUUGUUUAUGAAGCCUUUCCUCUAGCACAUCCCCAUCGUCCUAUUUAACCAAAAUGUGUAGCUGAUCUUGACUGUUAUGUACCUGAGAUUGAAUUCUGCUCAUAGUCAUACAAAGCGAUUGUACAGUUUGCAGAUGUUUGAGGGCAGUGGCCUCUAACUAGUUUUUAGUGUUCAAAACAACACUUACUUUUACACUUGAUUUUGCUGGUUUUUUUUUCUUGUACAGGAAAUAAGAUAUUUUCAGAGUUUGUUGCCAUAGUAGGUUUUGUUGUUUGUUUGUUUGUUUGUUUGUUUAAUUUUUCCUUCAAAAGCACUCUAAGCCUUUAAUUUGCCAUUUAGGUACAGAUGACCUAAAGAUAAUAAGAGUAAAUGUCAUGUGAAAUGUAGCAAGUAUCACUUUUAGCAGUAGAUGGGGUAUUUCUUGCAUUUCACAUGUUGAUUGCUUUAAAAUAGUAGAUAUUACUUAAAAGGGUAUAGCAUGUCUUCCUCCCCAUUAAAACUGUUUUUUUUAUUAAAAAAAAAAAAAAAAAAAAGAAAAAAAAGAAUAAUUUGCAAGGCUGUCCUAUCAAAUGUUGUGAUGGUGGUUUCAUUUAUUUUAUUUCUUUUUUUGCUGCCCUCCUGUGCCUUUGGGAAACUUUACCAGGCUGGUGUUGAUGAAACAGAAUUUAGAUGCAAUAUUUGGUAUAGUUACUUGAAGGGUAUUACUUCACCACUGUUUGUGUAAAUAGCAUGUAACAAGGAUGUUGUACAUCUGUAAGCUCUAAUUGUUGUAUUGAAAGGGAAUCCCCGAAUCACUGCAGAUUUAACAGAUCCUCGAGUAUUGUAAACAGUGCCUUCUCGAUGGUUUCUUGCUGUUCUGAGGUGUGUAAGGAUGAUUGCCAAGCUUGUGCCAUAUGUAACAUCCCAUCUUUUGUGAAGGCUUUUGUUUCUGAAAACUAACUUUCCUGCUUA